Prunus armeniaca (apricot) is the source of this 378-nucleotide messenger RNA. The record is from the annotation of a GenBank genome assembly. NCBI's taxonomy places the organism in Eukaryota, Viridiplantae, Streptophyta, Magnoliopsida, Rosales, Rosaceae.
AUGCAUCAAGCCCUCCAUUGCCACCAGGCCUUAAACCGAACACAACAAUUAGACUGGGAUUGUACUCUAAAGAAAGAAAACACCAUCACAGGCGAUAUAGAUUCUGCAGAAACUAAACCCAGCAAGAACGACCCUAAUUCAUCCCGGAGCUUCAAUAAGUCUCUUAAUUUUUCUCGCUUCACGUCUUUCUUUCGCCCCAAUGCCACAUCACCUUUGACGACAACAUCUAAUCAUGAUUAUCAUGAUAUUCAUGAUGAUCAUAAUGAGAUGCUUGCCUUACGUGAGAGGGUUGCUACUGUAGAGAAUCUUGUGGAAAAGCAGCAACUGGAGAUUGAUACUCUACGACGGACCCAGGAUCCGAACCCCGUAGGGUCAUAG